AUGGGCAAUGCAGAAUCCGUUUUGGGAAACCUGGAAUACCUUUUUGGUAUUUGGGUGCUGCGUGACGACGCGAUCGGCAAGCCGAUUGUUUUCAGAUUCUGCGGCGCAAACAAUCGACAAUGCUUCACGAUGAGCUACAUUUCAACGCAGAUAUUUGGUGUACCAGGCAAAAUAUAUGCUCAGGUACUUUUGUUCUUUGAAAACUUUUGUCAGGAUCUUUCUAUACAUAGCUUGUAUUGGUUUUCACAGCAUGCAGCUGCAAGAAAAGUCUACCACCAUCUUCUCUAUCACCGUCCUCGUCAUCAUAUCCUUCUACUUCUUCAUUGCGAUAGAACUUUCAAUUUAUUGACAACUGCAAUCUUUAGGUCGAAGGAUACAAUUUUGGUAUCCGUGGAGAGUAUACGUUGAUGCGAGACGGGUUGUAUGUUGAGAUUCAGGAUAUAGAAGGCGACCCGAUGCCUGAGGACGACAUUCCCGAUGUCUCGAUGGUGUCGCUUUGGCAGAAGGGGAUGGUUCUCGUCUUCGAGGUACAAUUUCUGAGUGGCAACGUCCUUCUACUUAGAAGUAUCUUCCUUUACCUCGUCCACUGGGUCUAACGGACGUCGAAGUAGACAGACUUUAUAUUUCAAUCGGACUUUUUACUGUCCUUAUUGUCAAUCUCAAACGAACGUUGACGAAUCAGGUUAGCCACGCAUCAGACGACCGCGUAACUGUGAUUGUUCGGAAUGUAAUCGUGAAGCGCACUAAAAAUGAAGAUGGGACAGAAUUUAUACCCCUUGACGAAGAGAAGAAGCGACCGGUGCCAGAGGCGAUCCCCACAGAAGGAUGGCAAAUGCGAUGGAACGGUGACCAGCCCUACCUACAGCGGCCAUUUAGUUAAGAAUGUAGGCAAGAUCAAGAAGGCAAAUGAUUUACUUAAUCUUAAUCAUUCGUGAUCGAUGAUACAAAAAAUAUCCACGUCCACCACCUCAGAAUCCGCAAGUAGUAGUGUUUAGAUCGUUGUAGCCUUGCUAAAAAGUAGUCGAGGAAACAAAAGGAAUUUCUCUUCAUCAACCAUGGGCAUGGAUGUUGAACGUCUCGUUCUUUGUCGUCUUCUAAGUCGAUUCAGCAAAGCGGGAAGCAGAGAGAGCGAGCCGAAACUCCUUACGUCGGGUAUCGGUGAAGCGCGAGUCACAUAUGAAGCCGGGGGACAAAGGGCGCAUUGCGCUCCCGGAUGGACGAGCGGUAGAGUACACAGUGCCACCCGGUGAUGAAAGCCACUUUAUUGUUGCUUUCUGAGUACAAAUUCUUAGGGUUGUCUUUUCAUAAAUCUAAGACGUGGAGACAAGAGGCCUGUUGUUGUAGGGAUCCAUCCCAAAUGUUGUAUUGUUAUGAACAACCUAGACCUACAUCGCAUGCGCAUUUUAGUUACAAACAGGAUGUAUAGCCACGACCUUUAGUAUGUAUCUACUAGAGCGUAGAAAGUCAUAACCUUCAUAUUCACUGAUUCAAAAUAAAAGGACAAACACACACACACCUUCACCGCGUACAUCAACAUACAAGUCCUAGAUGUUCGUUGACAAUCAUCAUGCAUGAUGUGCAUCUUGAUCUUCAUUAUCUCAUCUUCCACGAAAAAAGAACUCCUCGACUGCGUAUUAGAAGUAAGUCGACUUCGACCAGCACAAGCCGCAGCCCACCGAGCAUCCACAACAUGCAAAGACAUGAAUUAGUUGUAGAUGAUUCACAUACCCAACACCCAUAGGGAUCUCUUGCACAGAAAAUUUUGUCGUGAUUUAUGAUGACAGCUGAAUAGCACUAGCAGAUACUGUUGCACAACAUCAGUGCGGCUUUGUCGAUUUUGUACAUUUGUGAAGGAAAACACAUAGUUGGUUCUGUCACCAGCAGAAGCAGGUGGUGGUUCAAUCAAUCGUUCUCCCGCCCACUCGUACUCGUCUCUUAAUUAUUUCUAUUUGUUUCGUACUUGUACUAAUACUAUUCGUAGUCCCCUUCCCAUUCCCUUUGACCUCCAAGAAGCAGAAUGUGCUAGUUUAUUUGCAGACGAUUUUGUAAAAGCAAAAUCCUCUCUAUCCCCGUCUCAAUAUCGGAGCAUAUCAUCAAGUCAGAUCUUCGCCACGGGCUCGCAUAAAGCAAAC
Messenger RNA from Amoebophrya sp. A25, 2132 nucleotides. Lineage: Eukaryota; Dinophyceae; Syndiniales; Amoebophryaceae. The record is from the annotation of a GenBank genome assembly.